CGGUGGAGGCUUCCUCUCUCCACCCUGCUUCCUCCAAAACAGCCACAAAAUUACAAAAAAAUGGUACAGUAAAAACUAACUAUACGGCGUCGCCACUUGUUUCUCUCUCUCUCUCUCUCUCUCUCUCUUGUCAGCUUCUCUUACCCUCUGUCUUCAGACCCACAACCAAAUUUCCAAGCUUUCUGCGGUUUUUUCUCAUCUUCAGAAACUCCCUAUCAAGUAUUGUGAAUCUACUAUGUGGGGUACGAUGACAAAUAUUUGGUUGUCGGAUUCGCAAAAGGCCAGGGUGGCAAUUUUGAGUAAUAUCAGAUCGCGGAUUGCCCAAAAGGAAAAUUUGAAUAUGGAUAUUUCAUACCUGAAAUGCAGAUAUGUUCAAAAUUUUUGCUUGGUGUGGUAGCUUUCUUAUUUUAGAGAUUUGAAAUGCAAAAAUAAGUUUAUAGAAUGAAUAUGCCUGGAACUUGCAGUCAAGAAGUUCCAGGUAUUAUGAUUAUUUCUUUGAUUUUUCUUAGUAUUAGAAGCUCAAAAAUUUGUUGGUUUGAUUAUGGCUGUGGCAGUGGAACUGCUUUAGUGGUUUAUUUGCCUUAGCAUGUUCUUUUGGGGUGACGAGGGAAACCCACACCCACUACCGAGGGUGUGCACGGGGUAAACCCUGCCGUGUGAUCAUAGCCAACAAAAUACCACAAAAGGAAGUAAACCAGCCUAGGUGGCCCAUAGCUGACCGGCUCAAAACAAGGAGACUGGGAUUCGAACUCAUGACCUUGUGAUUACAAGUUUGUAUCAUUAGCCAACUUGGUUGGGGUUCAUAGACAGUGGCCAAUGGCAUGUCGUUUCAGCACUUUGUGGGGAUCUUUUGAAUAGAGCAGAACCAAAGGAAUGCUGAAAGAUGUGGUUGAGCAUCGGGGAACCAUAUUUUGAUAUGCAUGAUGUUUGUGACUUGAUUGAGGCAUUGUCCUUCCUUGAUAAGACUUGGCCCGAGCAUCUUGAUUGUAUCUCCUCCUUGACUACCCUUUGCGAGAUGCAAAUUAGACUGGCAGAAUCUAAGUUGCUGCUGGUGUUAAUGUCUGACCUGUGCGAGGAUGGUCGAGCUGGACUAAUUUCCAACCUUCCUUCUUCAUAUUUGUUCUACUAGCCAGAGCAAGGACAGUAUUUUGUUCAGGUUUAGGUUUUGUGUUUUGAUGGCUUAUGGAGGGACUUCUCUUAUGGAGAGAUAUGAAUUAGGAAGGUUACUGGGGCAAGGCACAUUUGCUAAGGUUUACUAUGCUAGGAGCAUCGUAACCGGACAGAGUGUUGCCAUUAAAGUCGUGGACAAGGACAAGAUUAUGAAGGUUGGACUCAUGGAUCAGAUCAAGCGGGAGAUAUCUAUUAUGAGGCUAGUAAGGCAUCCUAACGUCAUCUUACUUCAUGAAGUCAUGGCGACAAAAACCAAGAUUUAUUUCGUAAUGGAGUUAGCUAAAGGGGGUGAGCUCUUCAACAAGGUGGCUAAAGGAAAGCUGAAAGAAGAUGUUGCGAGGAAAUAUUUUCAGCAGUUGGUAAAUGCCGUUGAUUUCUGCCACAGUAGAGGUGUCUAUCAUCGAGAUUUGAAACCCGAAAACUUACUCCUAGAUGAAGACGAGAAUUUGAAAAUUUCUGAUUUCGGUUUAAGUGCUCUUGCUGAGUCAAAGCGCGGGGAUGGACUACUUCAUACCACCUGUGGGACCCCAGCAUACGUCGCGCCUGAGGUCAUCAACAUGAAAGGCUAUGAUGGGGCAAAAGCAGAUAUCUGGUCCUGUGGGGUCAUCCUAUAUGUUAUGUUGGCUGGUUAUCUCCCAUUUCAUGAAUCAAAUUUGAUGGAAAUGUAUAGGAAGAUUGCAAAAGCUGAGUUCAGAUGCCCCAAUUGGUUUCAACCCGAGAUUCGCAGGCUACUUUUGAGAAUAUUGGAUCCCUGCCCUGAUACUAGAAUUACCAUUGCAAGGAUUAGGGACCAUCCAUGGUUCAAAAGAGGAAUGACCUCUAAAUACAUUGAUGCCAAUGCAAAAAGCAAAAACGUCGGUUCUCAGAAUACUAGCAUUGUUGCAGAGGACAAACAAGAGGUGCCAAGAUUACUAAACUUGAACGCAUUUGAUCUAAUCUCCCAUUAUACAGGCUUUGAUUUGUCUAGAUUGUUCGAGGAAAGUUGUCUGAAGAAACAACAUAGGUUCACUUCCAGGAAACCUCCAUAUGUGAUCAUAUCUAAACUCGAAGACAUUGCGAAACAUCUGAAGCUGAAAUUGACCAAAAGGGAUGCAGGGCUUUUGAGGUUUGAAGGAACAAAGGAAGGUAGAAAGGGCAUCUUGUCCAUUGAUGCUGAAAUCUUUGAGCUCACUCCUGCUCUUCAUUUGUUAGAGGUUAAGAAAUCGAACGGGGAUACAUUAGAAUAUGAUAAGAUAAUGAAUGAUUGCAUAAGACCUGGACUUCAAGAUAUUGUUUGGGCUGAACAGAAUGAUAUUACAACAGCUAAAAACAGGACAAGGAACUGAAAGAAGCCAAUUAUCAGAGGCAUUUGAAGAACCAGCAAACUCCAUAACAGCAGCAGGAACUGGAUUAGCUAGCCUAGGUUCUCAUACAAUUUGCAAAGCUUUCAUGCAAUCUUAUACUUGUACAUUUUUCUUGUUUAUAAGGCUUGUAUCCUUCAUGGGUUCUUUUAUUUUUUUUAUGGACUCAGAUCAUACAAACCUUCUGGAGUUUCUGGCUGGUUUAACUACUCGUGAGGUUUGAAGAUCUAACUAGAUUCAUGGCUUAA
Ipomoea triloba (trilobed morning glory) is the source of this 2758-nucleotide messenger RNA. RefSeq names its product CBL-interacting protein kinase 2-like. Gene Ontology annotation, biological process: protein phosphorylation; signal transduction. The transcript is spliced from 3 exons. Gene Ontology annotation, molecular function: protein kinase activity; ATP binding. NCBI's taxonomy places the organism in Eukaryota, Viridiplantae, Streptophyta, Magnoliopsida, Solanales, Convolvulaceae. The record is from RefSeq and is a predicted model, not a curated record. Bases 1176 to 2495 code for a protein of 439 amino acids.